Molecule: messenger RNA, 4490 nt
Organism: Wasmannia auropunctata (little fire ant)
Lineage: Eukaryota; Metazoa; Arthropoda; Insecta; Hymenoptera; Formicidae
Gene: timeout
Product: protein timeless homolog
Exons: 28
Coding region: 369-4352 (1327 amino acids)
Biological process (GO): DNA repair; DNA replication checkpoint signaling; replication fork arrest
Cellular component (GO): replication fork protection complex
Molecular function (GO): DNA binding
Source: RefSeq, a predicted model, not a curated record
CGAAGACUCGGCUGCUUGAUUCGCGCGCUUUCCUCACCUGUUGCGUUCAGCGGUAUAUGCGCGUAUUGUUUCGGUUUUCUCGUAGAAGCGCGAAAGUCAGUGAUAGUUUAACACCUUGCGCGGCUGGCCUUGUACUUCGAGUGAGUGUACGUGCGCGUGUGUGUCUCAUUUCGAAAAGUGCAGGACGCUUACUUUGCGUUAGCGCGCGCCUCACCUCGCCGCCGCUCGCGACAUAACCUAAAAUUCGACGCGCGGCGUCGUCGCCGGUGUUGAACAUUCCGCGAGUUACUGCAAUCGUAGGAAUCAUUGAUAGGCUGAGACAUAAAUAUUACACAUUGAAAAUUUUGCAGUGAAAAAUUGCUCAAGCCAUGGCAGAUUAUCUUUCUGCUGAACUCACUGCCACUUGUGCUGUAAUUGGAUAUUUCGAUGGCACUACCUACCACUUAGACAAGAAUUGCUUAGAUGUCAUAAAGGAUCUUAUCAGAUAUCUUAAAAGGGACAAUGAUACACAUACCAUUAGACGCUUUCUUGGACAAACGAGAUUACUUCAGACGGAUCUUGUAAAGAUUCUUAUACAUCAUGUUAAGAAUAUUGAGCUUUGGGAUGUCUUGCUACGGUUACUUAUUAAUUUGACAAGCUCCGCGUUUGUAAUUUACAAUGAGCAGAUACCAACUGAGAAAACGAUGUAUAGCUUGUAUCAACAAAUCAUUUCAUAUUUACAAGAGUAUAAGGCAGCGUUAUCUGAUGAGAAUGUGUGGUUAGCAAUAGCUGGUCGUUUGGGAGAUUUACUCAGUAUUACUACUAUAGAAAGAGGAGAAGAAGAUGAGUUAACAAUUGAGAGAAUUCUUGUUUUCAUUAGAAAUGUACUGCAAGUGCCACCUAAUGACAAUGAUAAAAGAGCUGAUAACGAUGCCACUGUUCACGACGAGGUAUUAUUUGCAUUUCAUGCAUCGGGCAUGGUGGAUAUUUUAUUGUUUAUUGUCAGUAACAAUCAGGAACAACACUAUCACAUGCAAGUUUUAGAGAUUAUAUCUUUAAUGUUACGUGAGCAAAAUGCGAGCCUGUUGGCUGCAUCUGGGUUGCAACGUAGCACCGCUGAAAGGGAAAAUGACGAGGCUAGUCUCGUAGCCUUGCGACAGAAAGAGCUACGCGAGAAAACGGACAAAGUAAAAAAAUACGCUGGCUCAAGGCACUCGCGAUUCGGCGGUACUUACGUCGUGGAAAAUAUGAAAGCUAUCGGAGAAAAUCAAAUGAUAUGCCACCAACCGUAUCAAAAGAUCGAAGCACUGGAAUUCGGUCACAAUAAGAAAAGAGUGAAGCGACGCAAAGAUAAAAUGAGUCUGCAAGACCCCAAGGAGGAGCGCACGUCUGCCAUCAGCGUGCGGCUCUUUCUAAAAGAAUUUUGCGUAGAGUUUCUCAGCGGGGCGUACAACCCCGUGAUGAGAUUCACCAAAUCUUGCUUUAUCAGUGACACCCACGGCCACGCGGUGGAAACGGCCGUCUAUCUGUGGGCCCUGCGUUUCUUCAUGGAGUUCAAUCGACAUUACAAGUUCCAAGUGAAAUAUGUAAGCGAAACUAUAUCCACAGAAGUGUUUUAUUUAGUCCAAAGACAAAUGGAACAAUACUACGAGAUGAUAAUAGUCGAUAAAAAAAAGACAUCGCUUUGGUCUCGUAGAUUGCAUUUGGGAUUAAAGGCGUAUCAGGAGCUUCUUAACACUCUUAUGGUAAUGGAUAAGAGUACGGAUAAUGGUGUCAGAGAAUCCAGCAAGAUAAUUAAAAGCAAUAUCUUUUACGUCCCGGAAUAUCGGGAAACGAUACUCUCUCAGCUUUUGUGCUUCGAUGAGGUUAAAAUGUCACGGCAGUACUUAGUGGAUCUUAUAACGACUGUUCAUAUAUUUCUAAAAAUGCUUGAGCACUUCUGCCAAAAGGGCCAACGCAGUCUCGUAAUUCAAAAAGUAAAGCCAAAGAGAAGAAAGGCUGAAAAAAGGAAAAAAAAGUCUACUCAGGAAAAUGCAAUUACGGCUCCUACUUUGGAAGAACGUUGGGAUACUGUCGGUCCUGAAUUAUCAGCUGUUAUGCGCGAUGCCGUUAUACCUGUAGUGGUGCCGUUCGAUGCAACCUUAGAUACACCUAUCGACGAUCAAAAAGCGGAUGCCAUGAAGAGAAUCCAGAAAUUAAUGCGACAGAGGAACUUGGAGCAGGCAGUUGGUCUUCUACGUGCAGCAAGAGAAAUCUGGCCCGAGAAUGACUGCUUCGGAAAAGUGGACAUACCUCCCGAGGAAGAAUUCCUGGCUCUUCGCGAGAUCUUCUUUGCUGAUCUGGGCGUGAUAGAAGAUCAGAUGGCCAUUCAAGAAACGAUAAACGCGGAUGAAGAUACUGAAAAUUCUGUAAAUCGCGAAGAAAAUGAGGAAGAAGAGGAUGAAGAUGAAGAAGAAGAAGAAGCGGAAACUGUUUUCCAAGAAGCUGAUUUUAAAUUGGGUGAAUUUCUUCAAAGGUUCGCCAACGUGAAGAUCGUCAAGGCUUUAGCCCUACUAAUGCAACAAUUCGAAAACAACACAGUCGAAGUAAAUCACUAUGUAACGAAAAUGCUACAUCGGAUUGCUUGGAAUUGUAAAAUGCCGGGUAUGAUAUUUCAAGCGUCCAUAUUUCGGAUCUUUCAAAGAAUUCUCGAGUCAAAGGAUCCUGCACAUAAGGAGCUCCAAAAGUUCGCGGUCUUCAUAAUCCGCCGUUUCAUCGAAGUCGCCCAGAAGAACCGGAAGUCGUACAUGGAGCUGCUCUUCUGGAAGACUACUCGCGACGCGACAGAAAUCGUGGAUGGCUACAACGCGGAAACGACUAACAAGAAAGUUUCACGAGCGACCUGGACGGAGGCGGAAGAGGACGAGCUGCGUACCCUCUUCAUGGAGCAUCAGACUAACAAAUAUCCUCAAGAUUUAAUCGAUUGGAUAUUGGAGCAUGUCAUCAAUGAAAAUAGAACGCGACGUAUCAUCAUCAAGAAGCUCAAGGAAAUGUGUUUGAUCGUCAAUUCUAAGGGCGUGCGAGCUGAGGUACAAAAGAGAUUACCUAAGGAGUGGUCUGAGGAAGAAAUCGCCCAGCUUACGGAACUUUGGACACAGUUGAAAGACGAUGAUGAUCCUGUGGAUUUGAUUUUCACCGGUCUUAGAAUAAAGCGGCCGAAGCCGAAGAUCAAGGAGAAGCUUCUGGAAUUAGGAUUGGCGCAGGAUCGCAGGGAGCUGCGCAAAAAGCGGUCCAGAAAAAGCAACCAUGGUAAAUCGUCGUGGGAAACGCAGGCUGCCAGUAAUUCUGACGGGAACGAAAGUUCAGCCACCGACGACGAAGACGGCGAAGAAACUCGAAAAUCCUCGAAGCGCGGCGGCGCGCCUCGGCGGAGCGAGGAGCCGACGAAAAAGAAGCAACAGAACAGGCGGAAGCUACCAACGAUCGUUUACACGGAUGCACAAUUAUCCGGUCUCUUGAAGGACGUCAUCGACAGGAACAUGAGAGAGGCGUUAGAAUGGAUCAAGGAAUCCCUGCAAGACAUUCUGGACGAUCGUGACGAGGAGAGCUCCGAGGGCAUACCCCUGGUGCCGCUGACAGAUUACUCGUCGGCCGCGAUGGAUUCACCGAGUUUUCAGAAGCUCCUUCGCGCCAUGGGAUUUGUGCCACCGGCUGAUGCCCAGGAAUCUUAUUGGCGUAUCCCGGCGAAUAUGCUUACGGCCACGCUGCAGAAACGCUGCAAACUCAUCGGGGAUGCAUUAGCCGGCGAAUUUAUUGUCGAAGAAACGCGUAAAAGUCAAUCCGAUACCGAUGAAAGAGGAGACGACAGUGAAGACGAUGUCGACGUGUUUGAAAGCGUUAAAAAGUUCUUUGCGCCCAGAGAAUCGGAACCGUCGACCUCCAAACAAUCAGAAUCAUCUACUAAAAUUCAGUUUUCGAAGAAAUCCAAAACGUUAUUGACGUUAGACGAAGAAAGCGAUGAAGCAGAAGUUAUAGAAAAUAACGAUGAAGUGAAAAUCGCAGUAAAACCGGAUAAAGAGAGCAUAGUGAGAAAUCGAGUGCGGGUGCUCGACGAUUCCUCCGAAUCGGAAAUGGAAAUUGAAAGGGACAUCGAUGAUAAGAACGACGACAUAAAGAGAGAUAGAUCCGAUUCUUCAUCCGAUACGGAUAAACCGUCCACCAAGAAACGUCGGCUGAUCGAUAGCGACGAGGAGAUAGUGGAGCCGCUAAGGAGUGAUUAUACCGAGGCAAAUGGCGCUCCUGUUAUAAUUAGCGAUGAUGAAGAAUCAUUGCCCAACGUGCGAUCUGAGCGACCCACCUUAUCUCGCGUAAUAAUCAGCGACGAAGAAGAUUAGGAGAGAAUGGGUUUAUGUAUUCGUUACUCUAGAUAUUUAAGAUAUUCUUAUGCAUUCAAAACGGUUAUACUUUCAUAAUAUAUUAUUCUUUUACUCGAAUAUGUCCUUAAUUGAAAUAAUAAUUAAAGGACGAAUUAA